This is a messenger RNA of Symsagittifera roscoffensis, 1191 nucleotides long. RefSeq names its product alpha- and gamma-adaptin-binding protein p34-like. The coding region runs from base 15 to 905 and encodes 296 amino acids. The transcript has 2 exons. The record is from RefSeq and is a predicted model, not a curated record. Lineage: Eukaryota; Metazoa; Xenacoelomorpha; Acoela; Convolutidae.
GUGAAAAAUUUGCAAUGUCUAGACGAGUUCCAACUAUUCUUUUCAUCGGCCAAUCAAAAGGCGAGGUUGCCAAACUGGUAACUGAUGUCACAAAAAUUGAAUGUAGUGCCGAAACAGGUCUCGCGAACCCAACAUGGAACGUUGAUUGCAAAUACUACACGGCCUCUCUGAACAUCAAAAUGGGUAGCUUUCAAACGAUUCCGGGAAGUCAAGAGUUGACCGAAGCUCUUGUAGUGUUAUUUGACCCUAAAAAUGAGUCAUCGCUGGGCGCCUUGUUCGCAUAUGCUGAUCAACUAAAGACUAAAAAACCGGAUGUUUGCCUUGCAGUGUGUGAAAACUUUGACGACGCAGUUGAAUCGUAUGAAAACAUUUCACAGUUUUGCAGUGAGUAUACAUUUGAGUUGAUUGAACUGUCGCCUGCGAGUAAGCAUGUUGCAGGGGGUGAAGCAGAGAAUGAAGAGUCGACGCGAUACGAAUCGGCCGAAGAGUAUGGAUCUACUCGGGUUCUCAAUGCGCUCCUCGCAAACCCCUGGACAGGAAUGAAGAGGAAGAAGUGGACUCCCCCUGGAAAGAAGACGGCAGAGGGCGAAGAGGAAGAGAAAGAGGCUGGGAAAGCAGAUGAAAAAGGAGCAGGGGAUAAGCCAAAAGCUGACAGUGAAGUUGACGCGCUUGUUAACUCAUGCGCUGGUCAAAUGGCAUCUGUCUUCAAAAAAGACGAACCUCCCAAAGCCUCUUCGGGCGCCUCUGCCUCGGCAUCUGGAAGCGUCGAUACAGGAAUGGACGACCUUCUGAGCAAACUAAAACAGCUCAAGGCCAAAGCAGCCGGUAUGACAGACGAUGAUAGGAAGAAAUACGCUGAAAGAGUGGCAAUGUCUUUUGCAGAAGCAACUGGUGUUGAUGAAUAGUACUUGAAAUGGUGACUGAAAAAUUGUUACGGAGAGCGGACAGCAUCGUGUAUUGAGCUUUAGAGUGGCCGUGCAAGUUUGAAUCCACGCAUGAAUUGCGCUUGGUGGUCAUCAAAGGCUAACUUAGUGGCGUGAAACUAACUGUAACAAUGGGUUUUAUCAGUGCAAGAACUGAUCUAAACAGUAUGAAUUAAUGAUUUAACUAACCAAUAUUUCAGGAAAUAGCUAUUUAAGAUUAAUUUAAUUUAUUCGAAGCUUCGCAUUUAAUUCAAUGAUUAAUUUUUUU